GAUUCAGAAACUAUUUACUCAUUAAUCUUAUUCUGAUCCCAAGUUGUCUUUUUCUCUAGCUAAUGUCCACACAACUUGUCAUUUGUCAAUAUCAUUGACUUGUUAGAUUUUUAUAGAAAAUCGAAAUUAUUAUACUUGCUUAUAAAUGAGAUAACCCAUGCUCCACGUUCCCGAUCAAACUUGAUUACGGUUGAACAGCAUCCAUGGCCAUUGAAAACCCUCCAGACCCGGACCCAGAAAUAGCCCAAAUCGCCUCCCAAACCGCCCAAGCCGAUUCAACAACUGGUUCCUGGGCCAGCGUCUCCCUUCCGAAAGUGAAAGCAAACUUGGUUUUCCGUUCAAAAUGGGCGGAGUUGAACGGAGCCAUGGGUGACCUUGGCACCUACAUACCCAUAGUAUUGGCCUUGACUCUAGCCAGAGACCUCGACCUUGGCACCACGUUGAUUUUUACCGGCAUCUACAACUUCAUUACUGGCGUCAUAUACGGCGUCCCCAUGCCUGUCCAGCCCAUGAAGUCCAUCGCCGCCCAGGCCAUCUCCGACACUGACUUCGGGGUGCCGGAAAUCAUGGCCUCCGGAAUUUUGACUGGCGGGAUCCUUUUCGUACUAGGUGUGACGGGGUUGAUGCAGCUAGCAUACAGGCUGAUUCCUCUGUGCGUGGUCAGAGGGAUUCAGCUAGCUCAAGGCUUGUCCUUCGCUUUGACUGCUGUAAAAUACGUCAGGAAAAUACAAAACUUACCCAAAUCAAAGUCUACAGGAAAUAGGCCCUGGUUUGGCUUGGAUGGUCUGGUUCUGGCCAUUGUGUGUCUUUGCUUCAUCGUCAUGGUGAACGGGGCCGGCGAGAAUAUCCGGGGUUGUUGCGAAACAAGAGAAGGUUCCGAUCAACAACAGAGGGACAUUGAAGUUGAAGGUAGGAGAAGAAACAGGAGGGACCGAGUGAGAAAGAUUAUCUUUUCACUUCCUUCAGCUUUUAUAAUCUUCAUAGUGGGGGUUGUUUUGGCCUUCAUAAGAAAGCCUAAGGUGGUGCAUGAAAUCGAAUUCGGACCCUCCUCUAUGAAAGUGGUGAAAAUCUCUAGACAAGAAUGGAAGCGCGGAUUUAUCAAAGGCACAAUUCCUCAGCUGCCACUAUCAAUCCUGAACUCUGUGAUAGCUGUUUGCAAGUUGUCCUCAGAUCUGUUUCCAGGGAAGGAAUUUUCGGUCACUUCACUGUCAGUAACAGUGGGCUUGAUGAACCUGGUAGGAUGCUGGUUUGGAUCCAUGCCUACGUGCCAUGGAGCUGGUGGACUUGCGGGGCAGUACAAGUUCGGUGGAAGGAGUGGUGGUUGCGUGGCUCUUCUUGGUGCGGUCAAGUUCGUGUUGGGAUUGGUAUUAGGGAGUUCUCUGGCUCACAUUUUAAACCAGUUUCCUGUGGGGAUACUUGGGGUUUUGCUGUUAUUUGCUGGGAUUGAGCUGGCCAUGGCUUCCAGGGACAUGAAUACCAAAGAAAAUUCCUUUGUGAUGCUUUUGUGUACUGCAAUUUCUCUGGUGGGUUCGAGUGCGGCUCUUGGGUUUUUGUGUGGAAUGAUUAUCUUCGUGAUUCUGAAGCUAAGGAGCUGGACCAAGGAUAAGCCUUUCUCCGCCAUAUGGACGGAUCAACAAACCUCCUGAUGGGCAAUUAAUCCUGAAAACACAGAGCGUCUUCAGAACACGUUCCUAUUAAUUGUAAAUGUCCACUACCUUUGUAUUGCGAGGUUGUAUUGUUCGUUUGGUAUUGCAAUGCCACAGUGCAAGUGUAUAUCGAUGGGUUUAAUUUAUUCUUUAUAUGUUAAGUGGCGCGUGGGAUAGUGUGGUGAUCAGUGAACUGCACUUGUUCCUAGCUUUUGCCCUGUGUUUAUCUGUAUCUGUAUGUGCCUAGAAGAUGAUCGCCAAUUGUUACCGAUAGUAACAGUUGUUUCAGUUUGCAAAACAAUAUUGCUUGCUUGUGAUUUGGUAGUA
Molecule: messenger RNA, 1973 nt
Organism: Prosopis cineraria
Lineage: Eukaryota; Viridiplantae; Streptophyta; Magnoliopsida; Fabales; Fabaceae
Product: molybdate transporter 1-like
Exons: 1
Coding region: 204-1646 (480 amino acids)
Biological process (GO): molybdate ion transport
Molecular function (GO): molybdate ion transmembrane transporter activity
Source: RefSeq, a predicted model, not a curated record